Messenger RNA from Venturia canescens, 5299 nucleotides. RefSeq names its product protein Skeletor, isoforms B/C. The transcript is spliced from 10 exons. The record is from RefSeq and is a predicted model, not a curated record. Lineage: Eukaryota; Metazoa; Arthropoda; Insecta; Hymenoptera; Ichneumonidae. The coding region runs from base 555 to 2672 and encodes 705 amino acids.
CUUCGCGACGCCAGAAAACCGCUCAAAUCGCGCUUUCAUACCGUUCCCGAUUGACGCUUCACUCCGUCGAUUCCCCAUCGCACCAGUUACACUCGUUCGCUUCUUGCCUCUUGCCCAGUAUUUGCCUCGGUAUUUUUCACUGCUCAAAUUGAUUUUCUGCAUUCACAGAUCUCGGAUGUAGCCAGCAGGGGUGCGGGUGAUUGCGGUGCCCCGGUAGUGUCUUCUGUAAAUACGUGAACAAGUGGUGCGCCGUGAUCGGUGAGGGUGCUCCGAGUGCAGGGUUCAGUGCACACUGUGCUUACACUGUUAUCACCGCCUAAUCACACACACAUGUACAUAUUGUAUACAACUGCUUCGUACUUUUACUCCGCGAGGAAACUCCGUGCGCUUAACCCACCUAAACGUCAAUCUCGACGAAAAUAAGCCUUCGGCGACAGGAAAAUUCGUGCUUUUGCCUCCUCCUGCUGCUGAACGAGCACGCAGUAAACCGAGCCUGCGAGCUCACCGGCACACGCACCGGCACCUUCGACGUCAACAACGUUGCACCCACCAAAAUGGAGGCUAUCGACUCGCAACGGAUCGCACUCACUCUCGUUUUGUGCAAUCUCGUCCUGCCGCAUUUUGGCGAUGCGAGAAACGGUCCUGAAAAUUACGGACCGCUGAUUGGCACACUGACCAACUACGCUCAUGGUAUAAGCGGCCGAGCUUAUGCGGUGGACGACACAACGAUAUUCAUCAAGGGAUUCUCGUACGACGGGACUGGACCCGAUGCCUAUUUUUGGGUAGGAGAAAGCGAAAUGCCGAGUCCGGCCGGAGACAUCGUUCCCUAUCCCGAAGACUACGUUGGCCGAGAUCCACCGGUUCUCACCGCUUACAACAACACCGACAUCAUCCUCAGACUACCACAGGGGAAAAGGAUACGCGACAUCAAGUGGCUGAGCGUUUGGUGCCGAAGAUUCACCGUAAACUUCGGCGAAGUUUUUAUACCGGAAAAUCUAGAAGUACCGAAAACGCGAGUCUUGCCCGAAUUCUCGAGACUGGCUCACGGCCUCAGCAGCGGCAACAUCAGCAUAUUGGAUAGCAAAACAAUUUAUAUACCCAAUCUUCAUUACGACGGCGCUGGACCAGACGCAUAUUUCUGGGUGGGAAAUGGACCGGAGCCAAAUGCACUGGGGACCAAAGUACCCAACGAAAUGGGAGGUUUGAAGAAACUGCGAGGCUACCAGGGCGAGGAUAUCGAAAUUGUUUUACCAGGAAACUUGACCGUCUACGCGAUCGACUGGCUCUCGGUAUGGUGCGUUCAGCACAAACACAACUUCGGCCACGUCAUGAUUCCCAAAGAUCUCAACGUCCCGCCGGCUCUCGGCCAGACGAAAAUCACUCCGCCCUGGUGGUACAAUCCAACCAUCCGACCCCCCGUCGCACCACCGCCGAGACUCGAGCUGACAAACUGCAAGGAAAUGAUGGACGGACGAGUGCAAGUUCAAUGGGAAGCUAUCGGCGACGACGUGCAGAUACGCUUGUCCGGAAGAGUGAAAGACGAUUAUUGGGUCGGUUUUGGCCUGUCGGGACGCGAGGGCGAGCCCAAAAUGCUCGAAUCCGACGUCGUUGUUGUCGCACACGUUACCAAAACUAAUAAAUUCAUCGCCGACGAUUAUUACAUAUCGGACUUGGCUCAGUGCGAUGGCAAAAAAGGCGUUUGCCCCGACGAGCGAGUCGGCGGUCGAAAUGACGUGAUUCUGCUCCAUGGACACAGGAAAAACGGCGUCACCACCGUGGAAUAUCGACGUCCGAUGAGAACAAAUGAGCCAGUCCUGGAUCGAAUGAUACCCGAUACCGAAACGAGUGUGAUCGCUGCUAUCGGGCCAUUAAAUUCACUGGGAGAGGCCAAUUCGCACUCAGCGUUUGACAAAACGACCGAGGACAUUCGCAUUGAUUUUACAUCGACGAACGUUCACGAGUGCACGAAUUCGUUGUACGAUAUACCGGACAGAAACGAGAUCGAUGCUUGGACCCAGGCUGUUAUCGAGGACGAGACGAAUUUCAACGUUAGAAUCGGUCCGGCCGGCGGAGACAGAGGAUACUCUCGUUUUACCGGUCAACCCUCCUGGGGAAUAGCAUGGUACGUGAACGACCUUCUCAUACCGGAGCUGACCGUCGAGAGAGGGCAGACUUACACGUUCGUCGUCGAGGGUGGAAACGAUCCAGCAAACCCGGCCAGAUACCAUCCGUUUUACAUAACGAACAGUCCGGAAGGUGGUUACAGUCAAAAGACUGAGAAACAGCAGGCCGAGCAAAAAGUGUACGCCGGCGUAGAAUUCGAUUCGGACAACUAUCCGUACCCGACUGCUGCGGGACGUUACUGCGAGUGGGUGCACAAAACCGUCGACAUGAGCAGCCAAUCAGCGACCUUUGAGGAGUACUUUCAAACUUUACGUCUCGACUGCGCUCAAGGCGAACCAGCCAAGCUCGUGUGGACCGUUGCUGAAGACACUCCUGAUCUCGUUUAUUAUCAAUGUUACACGCACAACAAUCUUGGCUGGAAGAUCCACGUGGUCGACGCCGGUUACAGAUCGCGGAGAAACGCCGGAGCCGUGCUCGAAAGCGGUUUCCUAUCGAGUGUCAUGGCGAUCAUAUCGAUCUUGAGUCUUCGGUUAAAAUUUCUCAGAUGAAUCUGAUCGAAGGAGCAAUCGUUCGCGGUCGUAUACUGGAGAGAUAAAGAAGAAGAAACAAAACCACGAGCGCGCGGUCCUCACACGGAGAUCGGACGCUCUUUGCCUAUCACAGAGUCCUACCAAUUCACUUGCGGAGACGAGCAGCGAUCGUCGCUACUUUUAUCACCGUCAUCAUGAGCACCAGCAUCGAGAGAGCAUCCUCACAAACGAAGACAAUAUAAACUGCGCGUUAAGAUUCGCCGAUCGACGAAAUUCCACAUCAAAUGUGCACGCGAGGUCGAGGUCAAAAAUCCAAGAAACAAAAAUAGAGAAGCAGAAGAAAAAUAAGAAGAAAAUAACAAUUCUUCACUCUCGACAAGAGAGAAGCGAAUGAAGAGAAGAAACGAAAAGUCAAAUAAAACAGAGAAAAACCUUUAUCGAAAGAAUAAAUAAACGCUGACAAAUAAAUAAACCUGAAGCAGUCGUGAAGCAAGAAAGACCGACAGAAGGUUGUAAGAAAGUAUUUAGCUCGUAAGCAUUCGAAGUGUGUGUGUGUGUGUGAGAGAGAGAGAGAGAUUUAGCCAGAUAUUUUUAAGACCCGUCAGAUUCAAUUUUUCAUAUUAUGUUAUACAUCAAUAUAAAUAUAUCGAUAUAUCAAAUGAAACUCAAGCGUGACGACAGAUGUUAAUGCGUAAAAACGAGCGAGCUCGAAGCCGAUGAAAGAAAGAAAAGAUGAAGGCUUUUCGAUCGAUUCUAGAAUCGUGAAACUUCGGAAAAAACUGUACAAUUUAAAUGAAGAUACUUUUGGGAGGCGAAUACUGACAAAGGGAAGAAAAAUUAAUCGUAUUGUCUCUUACUCCGACAAUAAUGUGCAGAAAUGCUACACGGGACUGGGAUAUUAUCACUAUAAAAGUACGAUUAUAGUGCAUAGACAAAAAAAUAGCAUUAACGAGAUGUAAACGCUGACAAUAAUUCCGGGAGUUUCGUAUGGAUAAGCAACAAUACGGAAACGAUGAUUAAAUCGAGUGAAAAAAAAAGCGGUACUUAUAGCCCGUGCGCGAGAUAUUACAGAAGUGAAAAAAAAAAAAAAAAAUGAAAUUACCAAAAAUCUAAUGAAAUAACGCCGAGACUGAUAACUUGAGCUGCGUUAGAAUCGCUUUUCGAAUCUCCAUUAUAAAUGUAUUAACACAAACGAAGUUUAAAAUAUAUAGGAAAGAAGAUAAAACUACACGUAUAAAAGUAAUAUCGUGUGCCGGCUACAAAGUACCAUGUAAAUUUUUGCACAAAUUUAGCAGAUUCAUCUGGAGCGAUUAUAAAUGAUAAUGUAAUUAAACGAUUUAUUGAAAAUCAUUGAAUAAUUAUAGAAUUUGUGUACGAUCAUUGCUCGUGAUAAGUGCUGUCUGUUUGACAAUAAUACGUGACGAUAGAAAUACAUUGACGGAUCGUUGAUUGGCCAGUUUUUUUUUAACGAUCGUGAGAGUGAGUCUGUCAGCGAGUAACGUACUCGCUCGGCGAGCUGGUUGAAUGGGAAUCGUAUGGACGAGAAAACACGAUGGGACAAUAAACGAUCAACCGUACAAUUAUCUAUCGUUUACGCAUAAUAAAUAAUAUACCAAACAAAUAAAAUUUAUCGUAUACGCAAAUAAACAUAAAUGUAUGAAUGUUUCGAUAACAUUCAUGUGUUCAUGUAUGGAAAUAGGCUUACUCGCGUAUCCACGUUCUGUCGUGUAUAUUAAAAAAAUGUAGGGUGGACCUUCCUUGAACGAAAUGAAAGUAUAAAAUGUGCCUUGGGUGCAUUUAAUGUAUCUUUUCCUUCUUUUGUUUGCUUUUUUUGCUUUCUUUUCAUUUUGGAGUAUAACGCGUUGAUUUUUCCUCAUUUUGAUUUUUUGGAAAUUUGACUUUUAUUAAAAUUUUCAAAGGACACCCGGGUCGCUUGACUUUUACAGUGCAAUCCCGUUGGUCUCUUGAACUUGUCGAACCUGAACUCGAAGUGAUAAUGACGGUACGGUGGAAUAAAGCGAAAGAAAAUUGAGGAGCUGGAGAAAGGAUGAAAUAUAUUUUUGAAAAUGCUCCUUGUUGUUGAAACUUUGAUAAAACGCUCGACUAUUUACAUCUACGAUAUUUAAUGUGUCACUGGAGAAAUAUAAGGAAUAUUAUAGUUCGAAAGAAAUGAAUUAAAUUUGUGUCCACGACUGCGCGAAAUAUUGUACGAGGGGAAUUGUAAACGUAGAGGGACGGGUGCGGAUGCUUCAAGGGGCCGGGACCUUUAUUGAUCAACCAAGAAAUCUGCGAAAUACAUAAUCAGCUUGUAACACUUAUGAAAAAUGGGAAAAAAAAUGAAAAACGAAUAAGACAAUAAGGAUGUGAGACAGCGACAGAUUUAGGAUUAAAUAAUUAUAUUGAGGCGAGCGAUGAAACCUUUUCAAAUAUAUUUUUAACAAGCGUCCAAUGGCCUGAGGGUCGAGAACAAGGGUGUCCACGAAAUUCAAUGCAAUAAAAUGAAAACACGACUCACGCUAUCGCGGAAAUACAUUUUUUCGAGUCAAUGAUGAGGUAAAACUUGUGGAUGAAUAUUGAGGCGAAAUUCCAAACGAGGGAAUCACGAUUCUUAAAAAAAGUUUUAUUAAAAAGUAUUGCUGAAGUUU